This is a messenger RNA of Aedes albopictus (Asian tiger mosquito), 927 nucleotides long. Its product is annotated as apolipoprotein D. The transcript has 4 exons. The record is from RefSeq and is a predicted model, not a curated record. Lineage: Eukaryota; Metazoa; Arthropoda; Insecta; Diptera; Culicidae. Bases 131 to 826 code for a protein of 231 amino acids. Gene Ontology annotation, biological process: lipid metabolic process; response to reactive oxygen species. Gene Ontology annotation, cellular component: cytoplasm.
GCUCAGUCGUUGCUAGUCGAUCGACAGAACAGCAAGUUUGGUGCCUGAUCAGUUGUUUUUUUUUUCUCGCUGUAUCGCAACAAUCGUUAUCGCUUCGACAGACCAAACCCUGCAACGGUGGGCGUCCAAAAUGAAGUCUCCGAUGAUCGUCGUCGCUGUUCUCCUGCUCGGUGCAAUCCAUUCCAUAAGGGCUGUUAUCUACGAAAAGCGAUGUCUGACUUUUCAAGAAUCGUACAAUUUCGAUGAAAGCCGGUAUGCCGGCAAGUGGUACGAGAUCCGUCGCCUAUACGAUCCCGAUGAAGUCGAACUGGAGGACUGCGUGCAGGAGCAGUACACCCUAGCGGAGAAUAAGCUCGAUUUCGAGAUUUUGCGAGCGGUGCAGCAGGGCCCCACUGGGGAGGUGGUCUACUCGACGGGCAUCGCGACGCCCAAGGUGUUCCACAAUACCAAGGUGCCGCAGUUCAUUAUGCGUUACAACACAACGGACCCGGCCGAUCCAGACACAGCAAUGGACAUCGUUCAAACCGACUACCUCAACUAUGCCAUCGUGUAUUCCUGUAAUCCUAUCAAUUCGACAACGGUGGCAGAAUUUGCCUGGAUUAUCUCCCGUGAGCCGCUUCUCAAGAAGCAUACCGCCGAUUUGAUCAACAAAUUUGUCGAAGCCCACUUCAAACACCCGGAGCACAAGUGGCGCACCACCGAGCAGUCGGACAAGGUCUGCAAACCGAACAUUCUUCCGGCGGGCAGUGCAGCGGUGAGGAUGUCACUGUGGAGCAGUUUGAUGCAGUUUUCUGUUGCGUUGUUGGUGGUGAAAAUGCUAUCGUAAAAGUCUAGGGAUAUUUUGUAAUAGUGCUAAUGUAAAAAGUUGCUUGGAAUCUCAUUGUAAAUGUUGUUAUAAAAAUGGAUGAUUGAUUAAAAUUAGAAAAA